Messenger RNA from Pectinophora gossypiella (pink bollworm), 3118 nucleotides. RefSeq names its product ornithine decarboxylase 1-like. The transcript has 12 exons. NCBI's taxonomy places the organism in Eukaryota, Metazoa, Arthropoda, Insecta, Lepidoptera, Gelechiidae. The record is from RefSeq and is a predicted model, not a curated record. The coding region runs from base 538 to 1869 and encodes 443 amino acids. Gene Ontology annotation, cellular component: cytoplasm. Gene Ontology annotation, molecular function: ornithine decarboxylase activity.
UCAGUCGGCCAUCUUUAUCAGUUUGCCGCCAACCGGCCACUUGACACACGGAUCUUCGUUCGGAAGUGUAAAAAGUAAAAUAAUUCUUUUUUCGAAUCAGUUCUCUGAUUCGGAUUCUCGUUUUCUCGAACUCGGGAUAUUUUUAGCAACAACCAAAAGGUUGUUGCUUAACAGAGAAUAAAAGCUUUGAGAAUUACUUCUUCAAAGGGAGCCCCGGCUGAGUCCGGCGCGCCUGGUAUCGCCGGGCCGGCUGCGCGCGUCCGCUCGCCGCGCUGUUGGCGACGCGCGCUCAACGUCGAUCCGCCCUGGCCGAGGACGCUGCGCUGACACCACUCACUACAUACCUGACACUUGUGGUCUAGCGCUAGCGGCACCCCCGGCCCGGGCCCCGUCAGCUGACGGCCCGACACGACAGGGCUCCGACCACUGUCCAGUGACACCAACUCCAAGUGAACACCAAGUGAAACGGGGGUACACGCACCGACGACUCCAGAACUAAAUUACCAAAUUCCGAUACUUUUAAACCAAGUUUUAACAAUGAAGGUGGUAGAGGAAGAGGCUCGUAUCAGGGUGAUGGAGGGGGCCUGGACCCCCGAGGGGGUGAUGAAGGAGGUGGUGGCGGGGGGACAGGAGGACCCCUUCUACGUGAUGGACGUGGGGGAGGUGGUGGCGCGCUACCAGCACUGGAGGGACCUCAUGCCGCGGGUCGAGCCUUUCUAUGCGGUGAAGUGCAACGAUGACAAGGUGCUGGUGCGCGUGCUGGCGGCGCUGGGGAGCAACUUCGACUGCGCCUCCAAGGGGGAGAUCGAGCUGGUCACCUCGCUUGGAGUCUCGCCUGACCGCAUAAUCUUCGCUAACCCAGCGAAGAUGUCGUCUCACAUCCGCUACGCGUCCGCCGUGGGGGUGGACACCAUGACCUUCGACUCCGAGACCGAGCUCAUGAAGAUCAAGCAGAUCAUGCCGCACGCCAAGUUGGUGAUCCGCAUCCGCUGCGACGCGGCGGACGCGCAGUGCCCGCUGGGCAUCAAGUUCGGCUGCGACCCCGUCAGCGAGGCCCCGCGCCUGCUCAAGCUGGCCGCCGUGCUCGGGCUCGACGUGGUGGGCGUGUCGUUCCACGUGGGCUCGGGCGCCCAGGACUCGUCGGUGUACGCGCGCGCCAUCGAGUACUGCCACGCGCUGUUCUCGCUGGGCGCCUGCGUGGGCCACGCCGGCAUGGCGCUGCUGGACCUGGGCGGCGGCUUCCCGGGGAACUCCGGGACCUCCAUCGUCGAUGCUUCGAAGGUGAUCAACGAGGCCCUCGCCCGUUUCUUCCCGGACCCCUCCGUCCGCGUGAUCGCGGAGCCCGGCCGCUACUUCGCCGCCGCCGCCUACACCCUCGCCACCAUGGUGCACUCCAAGCGCGAGGUGGUGAACAAGGAGGACCCGGAGCACGAGACUCACACCAUGUACUUCGUCAACGACGGCGUGUAUGGCUCCUUCAACUGCAUCCUCUACGACCACCAGACCGUCUACACGCACCCGCUAUACCCGUCGUCGGAGAAGCAGGUCCCGUGCUCGGUGUGGGGCCCCACGUGCGACGGGCUGGACUGCGUGCUGCCGGCGGCGCGGCUGCCGGCGCUGGCGCUGGGCGAGUGGCUGGUGUGGCGCGACAUGGGCGCCUACACGCUGCCCGUGGCCUCGCCCUUCAACGGGUACCCCGUGCCCAGCGUGCGAUACGUCAUGGCUGACAAGCUGCGGCCCCUGCUGAAGGAGCUGUCCCCGCUGCUGGAGGCGCCGUGGGCCGCCAGCCCGCCGCCCUCGCCGCCCAGCGAGCGGGCCGACGUGCUGGCGCCGCCGCGCGCCGUCUUCGUCGAAUGCGCUAUCAAAUAACCCGCCACGUUGAAAGGAUACAUCGAGAUUUUCUUUUACAAUUUGACUAAAAAGAGUAGAAAUUCUUAAAUUAACUAAAAAGAGUCCAAAAAAACGUUGCAUUUAAAAAAAUGACUAUGAACUAUAUAUAUACAUCUUUCCAUACAAAAAAUAUAUCCUAUACGAAAAUGAUAUUUAAAAAUCUACGCUGAUUGAUUUAUUUUAUAUGAAAAUAAAAUCUCUUUUUUGUCAAAUUGUUAAUCGUUGUAUUUAGUAAUCUUCGUGAGUUCCAAAUUGUUUGGGUCGUCCUAAUUUGAUUAUAUUUAGAUUUUGAUUUGUUAAAUGUUCUGUUAGGGUUGACUCGAAAUUGAUUAUUUUCUUAAUUAUAAUGAAAUCAUCAAAAUGCACGAAUUUAUUUUUAAAAGCACUGCUUUCUUUAUUAUUAUUGAAUAAUUCAUAUUUCGGAGUUUGGAAACAUUGAAAUUUGUUUUAUGUUUUUUAAAAAUUAUGUUAGUGGCCACCCGAUCGAGGCAAAGCCUUAAAAAAAGGUUGGGUAUCAAAUUACUAUCAUCUAUCUAUAUGUUAAUCUGUUUUAAAGGGGUCAUUUGGAUGUGUUUUAGAUGUUGUCUUAUUGAUCAUUUGGCACGUAGAAAUAACCAUGAUUUUAUGUACCGACUACAUAACAGUGAAUGAACGUGAAGUUGGCUCAUUUUUUUUUGUAACAAAUUUUUAAAAUAUUUCAUUUUAAAACAUUUGCAUAUCAUAUGUAAAACAUUAUUUUUAUUAUUUUGACGUUUUUAUUAUUUGGAAUAAAUAAAUUAGGAAGUAAAAUUGAUCACCUUGAAAGUGAAGCUUUCACUAUAAAAUGCGAUAAAAUCGUUUUAACUUACAUUGUACAUGUAUUAACUUUUUCAUGAAUGUUGUAGUGUACUAGCUACUUUUACAUCUUUGCCCUUUAUGUGAUUUUGCGUAUUGUGAUUACCUUGUUAUUCGCUUACUAACCUUUGUCAAAGUUUAUAAAUGUAUUCGUUUAGUACAAAAAUCUUUACUGCCGAAUUGUAUUUAUGAAUUGUUCAUUGAUUUUUUCUUAUUUUUGCACAAGUGCAAACAUAGGUUAGUUACAUUCCUUCGAGGACGGAUAAAAUGUAUUUGAAUGUAUUCAAUCAACCAAUGUAAUGAAAUCAAUAUUAACUUGAUGUUACGUCUUAGAUGGGUUCUGCAAUAAAUAUGUAGCAAUCGCUUUUUCAAUAUACGUUGCUGAAUGUACAAA